ACCACCAUCACCACCACCAUCACCACCACCAUCAGUCGCCAUGUCACAGCAACAGAAGGUUGGAUCUUCGGCCUCAGGCCAGAAGAAGGGAAAGACUUCCAUUCCCUCUCCCACUCCUGCUCCCGCUCCCCUCCGCUCCUCCUCAAAGGAGUGCGUCGUGUUCUCCGGUCUCCUUGGGUCUGUCAUCGCAAGCAGCAAUAAGACAUAUGGCACAUCGCGCAAGCUCGGCGCCAAGUUCUUUGCAGUAAGACGAGAAGACGAAAGCAGUUGGCUUGGCUUUGAAGUCACUUUCCCAAUCGGUCAGGGCCAAAUCGACAACGAGAACCUGGGCUUUGGUGUCAAACACGCUGUUGAUUUCCAAUAUCGUCGCCCCGUGGCCUCCGAUGUGCACUCUAUCUGGGUCAAAUUCCCUCGUGAUGGCCUGAAGUUGAGUGCUGAAGACGCUUCCGAGUCGCUUCUCGCGAGAUUCCCAGGGCGCAACAAGAACCACAAGCAGUCUCUCGUCACGGUUAGCACCAAGACUGCGGCAACGAUCGUCGGCUUUGGUGUCCCCUUCCUUAGCUCCGAUGCUGAGGUAAACGGAUGGGUCAACGAUAACAUGCCGAUCGCCGACGGUGUCGACCUGCAGAGUUUCCUCCGCCAGGACACAUUCACGUUCCUUGUGCCACAGCGACCAAGUGAUGUUGUUGAGGCUUUCGGUGUUGAGACGUUGGGUCCUGUCUUCCGCUAUCCGUACAGCGAAGAUCAGUCCUGGGACGAGAAUCGCUUGGGUCAGGAGGCGAGGUCGAUCAAAGGCCGCCAGUUCGGGGGUCAAUUCUGGCACCCGAAUGACCUCAGCCACGUCACGGCUGUCGUACAGGGCACUGCGCAGGAUGUUAUGUGGCUCAAUGACAGACGCGAGGAGAUCGCCGAGAUGCGGCUUCCAGCAUACUUCGUUACCCCUCCUAAUGGUAACAUUGAGAGGUCUUCCUCCUUUCUCGUCAUCAUCGCUAUGACCAUGGAGACUCGCAAGAGUAUCGACGCUGCAUGGCGUCGUCUGUCGAAGGACGAGUUCCCCAAAAUCCGCCUCUUCAACUCGCCGGAGAAUGAAGCCCAUCACGAUGUCUGGGAAGGAAAGAUCAUGUCACGCCCCAACGGCAUACCGGAGCUCAAUGAUCAUCCUACAGAGGCUUUCGAGUUGGUCGUUCGUGUCUACCGACCGCCUUUCGAGAAGGAGGCCGAUCCCUCUUAUGUCAUCAAGAGUUUCGGUGAUCGAGCUGCUGCCAACAAGGCGUACAAGGAGGACAGUAAGCAAUAG
Fusarium odoratissimum NRRL 54006 is the source of this 1297-nucleotide messenger RNA. RefSeq lists its product as uncharacterized. The transcript is spliced from 6 exons. The record is from RefSeq and is a predicted model, not a curated record. The coding region runs from base 41 to 1297 and encodes 418 amino acids. NCBI's taxonomy places the organism in Eukaryota, Fungi, Ascomycota, Sordariomycetes, Hypocreales, Nectriaceae.